Molecule: messenger RNA, 679 nt
Organism: Rhinichthys klamathensis goyatoka
Lineage: Eukaryota; Metazoa; Chordata; Actinopteri; Cypriniformes; Leuciscidae
Gene: arpc5a
Product: actin related protein 2/3 complex, subunit 5A
Exons: 5
Coding region: 81-554 (157 amino acids)
Biological process (GO): regulation of actin filament polymerization; Arp2/3 complex-mediated actin nucleation; cell migration
Cellular component (GO): Arp2/3 protein complex; cytoplasm; actin cytoskeleton
Molecular function (GO): actin filament binding
Source: RefSeq, a predicted model, not a curated record
GCACCAUCAUACUGCUUCCUGAAAGUGCUGGGACUAUUCCGCAUAAACUGGCAUUUUCUAAUUGAUUGAUCGAACCAGCCAUGUCGAAGAACACAGUGUCUGAUCGAUUCAGAAAGGUUGAUAUAGAUGAGUACGACGAAAACAAGUUCGUCGACGAGGAGGACGGGGGAGAAAAUCAAAUAGGUCCGGAUGAGGCUGAGGUGGAUUCUCUCAUCAGAUCAUAUCCUUUCAUGCCUGAUACAGGUAACUUGAUGGGGGCUUUGCAGGCAGUACUGAAGAAUCCACCCAUCAAUACAAAGAACCAGAAUGUGAAGGACCGGGCUGAAGGCCUCGUGCUGAAAGUGCUCAGCUCUUUCAAGGCUAGCGAUAUAGAAAAGGCUGUUCAGUCUCUGGAUAAGACUGGAGUCGAUCUGCUCAUGAAGUACAUCUACAAGGGCUUUGAAAAACCCUCUGACAACAGUAGUGCCAUCCUACUUCAGUGGCAUGAAAAGGCUCUCUCAGCAGGUGGAGUGGGCUCUAUCGUCAGAGUGCUCACGGCCAGGAAGACCGUGUAAUGUUCAGCACCUCAGCGCCGUGGCAGGGUUGGUGGAGGUACUGGCUGGCACAAGCCCUCGUGGUCUGGUUUCUGCCCACUCUGCCAAACUGUGGAGGAUGUCCAGUCACUCACCUCUCACUUUUU